Messenger RNA from Chelonoidis abingdonii (Abingdon island giant tortoise), 7801 nucleotides. RefSeq names its product gamma-aminobutyric acid type A receptor subunit beta2 (gene GABRB2). Lineage: Eukaryota; Metazoa; Chordata; Testudines; Testudinidae. Gene Ontology annotation, molecular function: GABA-A receptor activity; extracellular ligand-gated monoatomic ion channel activity. Gene Ontology annotation, cellular component: membrane. The record is from RefSeq and is a predicted model, not a curated record. Gene Ontology annotation, biological process: monoatomic ion transmembrane transport.
GUCCAAAUGGGUAUUUGGAGGAGGAGGUGUAAAAGGAGCUACAGCAGCGGGCAGAUUUGCAAGGAAUAAAUUUAAGUCCUCUCUUUCCCCCACCCCUUCCCUCCUCUCUCUCUCUUUCUCCUGCUCAGGAUUUAAAUGUCACUCAAAACAUCCUCAAAUCAGUUUUCUGCUCGUCUCUGCUUUCUUCCGAAGCAUUAAUUCGGCCCAACACUGCAUUUCAGCCGCUCUGGUGUUUUACUCAGAAAGGAAAUUUGCUCUAUCUCCAGCAGCAACCACUGCUCCUUUGAUGUUGUGGUACGCCGUGCGCAUGCGCCUCACAUUAGAAUUACUGCACUGGCCAGAAUAAGUUGGAUCUCUUCUCCUCUUCACUGAAACCCUAAAUCAUAUCAAAAGCUAAAGGGAUGUUGAGAGUCCGGAAAAGGGGCUACUUUGGUAUUUGGUCAUUCUUCUUAAUAAUAGCAAUGGUGUGUGCACAGAGUGUCAAUGACCCUAGCAAUAUGUCGCUGGUAAAAGAGACCGUGGAUAGACUGCUGAAAGGCUAUGACAUUCGCCUGAGGCCAGAUUUUGGAGGUCCACCAGUGGCUGUUGGCAUGAACAUAGACAUUGCCAGCAUAGACAUGGUAUCAGAAGUCAAUAUGGACUAUACUUUGACAAUGUACUUUCAGCAAGCGUGGAGGGAUAAGAGGCUGUCCUAUAAUGUUAUACCUUUAAAUCUUACACUGGACAAUAGAGUAGCUGAUCAGCUUUGGGUUCCUGAUACCUACUUCUUGAAUGACAAGAAAUCAUUUGUACAUGGGGUCACUGUGAAGAACAGAAUGAUUCGUUUGCAUCCAGAUGGAACAGUCCUCUAUGGUCUCAGAAUUACAACAACAGCUGCUUGUAUGAUGGAUCUACGAAGAUACCCACUGGAUGAACAAAACUGCACACUGGAGAUAGAGAGCUAUGGCUACACAACAGAUGACAUUGAAUUUUACUGGCGUGGGGGUGAUAAUGCAGUCACAGGAGUGACAAAGAUUGAACUGCCACAAUUCUCCAUUGUAGACUUCAGGCUUGUCACCAAGAAUGUUGUUUUCUCUACAGGUGCCUACCCAAGGCUGUCUCUCAGCUUUAAACUUAAGAGAAACAUUGGCUACUUCAUUCUGCAGACCUACAUGCCUUCCAUUCUGAUCACUAUCCUCUCCUGGGUUUCAUUCUGGAUUAAUUAUGAUGCCUCAGCUGCAAGAGUUGCUUUAGGAAUCACAACUGUGCUCACUAUGACAACGAUCAAUACUCAUCUUCGAGAGACUCUUCCCAAAAUUCCCUAUGUGAAAGCCAUUGACAUGUAUCUGAUGGGAUGCUUUGUCUUCGUUUUUAUGGCCCUGCUGGAAUAUGCAUUGGUCAACUACAUCUUCUUUGGCAGGGGACCCCAACGUCAAAAGAAAGCAGCAGAAAAAGCUGCCAGUGCCAACAAUGAGAAGUUGCGAAUGGAUGUCAAUAAGGUCUUUUAUAAAGAUAUUAAACAAAAUGGGACCGAAUUCCGAUCCCUGGAUCCCACUGGAAAUCUCUCCCCAACUAGACGGACUACCAAUUACGAUUACUCUCUGUAUACGGACAGAAGAAUAAUUGGCACAUAUCAUUGUCCAGAAAUGUAUUCAACAAAGAUGGAUCCACAUGAAAACAUUUUGUUGAGCACACUUGAAAUUAAAAAUGAGAUGGCUGCCUCCGAGGCUGUUAUGGGGCUUGGGGACCCUAGAAGCACUAUGCUGGCCUAUGAUACUUCAAGCAUCCAGUACCGGAAAGCUGGCUUGCCCAGACACAGCUUUGGUCGCAAUGCCCUGGAGCGACAUGUGGCACAAAAGAAAAGUAGGCUACGGAGACGUGCCUCUCAACUGAAAAUUAACAUCCCUGACUUGACUGAUGUAAAUGCCAUAGAUCGAUGGUCACGCAUAUUCUUCCCUGUUGUUUUUUCCUUCUUCAAUAUUGUCUAUUGGCUUUACUAUGUGAACUAAAAAACAAAGCCACACGAAAGCAAGAACUGGAUUUAUCUUCAAUUUGGUUGUACAGCCAAAAGUGGGACUUAGAAAAAUUCUAUUCAGGACAAAAGUUACUUUAAAACACCUUAGUUGCUGGCCUACUCUACGGUCUGUUUUAUAAUGUUUCAGUUGCUUCUGCUAAGUCAUAAACACAUUCUUAGUUACAGUAGAAACCUGUUCACCCUUUUAAAAAUGUGGGUGUAUAUGAAGAGUGAAGGCAAAAUUCCAUUCAAUCAUUUUUUUUCAACACUCAUAUCUGAGUUUAAACCUUAAACUAUAAAAAAGGGAAAUUUGGGAGACAGGUUUGAGUUUUAACAGCAGAAUGUGUCAUUUCUUUGUGAAAUUGCACAUAGAGUUCAUAUGCAUCUGUACUUGAUUAAAGAGUGUACUAAGAUGCUAUCAUGCUUAUGAAGCAUAUACAUUACCUUCUAAAUGUGUAAACUUGAAAACAAGUAGUGCCUGUCAUCUCACCUUCAUGAUGAUGAUGGUCAAAGAUUUCUGAGCAGUAGUCAGGUAAUUGCUAUUUUUUAACUGAAAGACUAAACCUUUGACUGAUAUUAUGAGCAGGUCAGGCGUUUGCACAGAAACUUAAGCAAGUAACAUUAGUUUUCUUUGGAUUUUAAAGAGUUGGCAUAAGGUCAUAGUCACAAUUCAUUGUACUUUUGAUAUGUGGGGGAAUGUGGAAAUCAGAUUUAGAGAUGGACCAACCUAUCAUGGCCUAAAUGGUGGACAUGUUGAUAUGUUCAGUUCCUGGGAGAUGGAGUCAUUUGUCCGAAGUGCCAAAUGUUGAUUGGCCAAAUAAUAACUUUACAGAUGACUAAUGGAAACCAUUGGUGCCCUGCUCUUUUAGGAUAGAAAAAGGGAAACAAGUGGCAACCAUUCAAGAACGCAGCCUCAGAAAAAAGGAAGGCUAGGAUUAUAUUGUACAAAUGAAUGUUGUCAGUCAUAGUCCCUGAAUUAGUCCUAAAGGUUCAUAUGGAAUUGAGCGUUUUCUUUCAGGUUUGUAGGCUUCUGUGCUUUACACCUGAGAAUGCUUUUAUAUUUCGCAUGUAACAUCCAAUUUAAAGAGAGUUAUUGAGAGAGCAGACUGUUACAGGAAUUAAUAUCUUAGCUGUUUGAAGAAUUCAGAUUUCAGAAAGUUUCCAGUUUUAUAACUUCAGAUAGGAUAUUUUCUCCAGCUGGACUAGACAGUGCCAUGCAUUGGUUUUUUUUAAUUUAAUAAGAUAUUAUAAAAGGAAUGAUUUGGUAGGCAUGCCUUUAAGAGAUUAACUAAGCUUUUCAGUAUUUCCUGCUUUAGAAGGUCUAAUGGCUUCCUUUAAAAACGCAAAAUUCAAUUUUGCCUUAGAAAAUAUGGGAGUUUUUUAUUUACAAAAAAUAGUAUCCUCUUGUUUUUCCUUCCAUGUAAUUUUAUUUUAUUUUUAUAGGAGAACUAUUCUUAAAGGAUGAGGCAAGGUAGAAAAUGUGCUCAUUUAACGAAAAAUAAAAAUUGACAAUUGUGAUAAGAAAAAAUCACCAACUUCUAAUGACUUCUGCAGAAUUAUUCGCUCUACAGUUCGAUGAAAAAUAGUUGAUAGCAGCAGCCACAUCCUGUUGUAACUAUGCUACCUCUCAGCUAUAUACAGAUUUCUUAAAAGAACCACAAAUUCCAGCAUGCUCUGAAUAAUAGUAUUUCUGAUAUAGUAGAGGCAAAUUUACAGCUAUGUUUUCCCUAUUUAAGGAUUCAGUUGCCAGUCCUUUUGAGAAUGAUUCCUUAACGUUAUUCAUAAAAAGCAGAUUUUUUUCUCUUUCCUUUAAAAAAGUAGUAGCCUGUAGAAAUUUCUGUGGAGGGGGCUUAGGGGAGACAAAAGAUUAGAGGAAAACAGCUUUGAGAAUUAAUAAGCCAAGUUUACACCAUUAUUUUUUACUUCUCUUCCACAUUACCAUGGGCUUCUGCUUCAGAAAGAGAGAAAAAAUAGCUUUGAAUGUUAUUGGGAAAGAACCUGAAAAUUAAAUGCACUGAGUACCCACAACUCUCUCAUUUAGGGGAAUGGUGGGUACUCAGUACUGCCUCUAUGGUCAAACGCUGAACUGCAUGUAGAUUCAAGCUUUUGACCAUGUGAUUAGCCUUUCCAUGGCGUUCACACACGAGUUCACAGUGCAUUUCACAAACCAGAACAAUGUGCUUUUGUAGGUGCAUUUGAAGUUUGAACUUCUAUGAAUCAUGCAUGCGAACUCACCCUAACGUCUCGGGAAAGGAUCCACACCACAAAUUGAUAACAGUCUUAGAAGUCGAUUUUUUAUAUAUGGCACCCUUUGUGAUAACCUAAUGCUGUCUUAUACACACAGUUUUCAUUCAGUGCACUAAGAGCCUUUAACACUUGUGUUUCACAGACGCGUAAUUUAAAUACAGGGAGCACAGUGCACACACAUGGUAGUUAUGCCUCAAAUAUAAAACCUAAUAGAGAGUAUGUUUACUCUCCUGCAUUGGUUUAGCAGGUCAGCUGUAGUCAAAACCAGGGAGAUCAGAUCCUAGUACUGCAUAUUAAUUUAUCUGAAGUUAUAGUACAAGCCAUAAUACUCUCUAAUGUUGCUAUUUGUCCGGUAAGAGAAAAUGUCUGGUUUCUGCUCAGGUGUCACUGGGAAGGAUGUAUCAAUAGGAGGAAGGAGCACUUUAAUUUCCUUUUGGCUACUAAUAUCAUGUACAGAAACUUUUGGAAGACCCUUCCAAAUAUGGAUUGGUAUAAUAUUGUACUAAAGCUAAACACUGUGAUGUGAAUGGGGUGGGAGGUGGGGGUAGUGUAAGGGAGGAGAACUGACAAGACCCUGGUAUGGAAGAACCAGAACCAAGGGAGUGUGAGUCAUUACCCCCUCUUCUUGGGACAUUUGUGACAAAAGUGAUAAAUUACGCCAGCGUACAACAGCUGUGCUUUUUAUCAUGUGUACUACCCUCUGAGUAAAUUAGACCAGCCAGACUAGUUUUUACCUUAGAAUUUACCUAAAAAAAAAUACUCCAAACCUUUCCACUCCUGUUCACUGUUGUUAGAUCCACUAACUAAAGUAUUAGUUAUAAUUUAGAUAAUGUUUGUAAUAUAAUUAGAAAUAGACAUGUUGUUAUUUCAUUAUACAGAACAGCCAGCAAUUAAGGUGUUUUUCAGCAUUGUGAAAUUCAUGGGAAAAUUAUGACACUAAUAUGGCACAGUUUUAAUUAAUGAUAUAUUUGAAAUCAAUAUGUAAAAUAUAAACUGUAUAGGACUGCUAGUAAGUAUGAUAUGCAUUUUCAGAACUGAAAACUCAUGCAACAUAUUUCUGUGUUUGCAUAAGGAAUGUUGCAUUUCUAUCCUUUUGUGGUUUAAUGACUGGGAAGAAAGACUCAAGCAAUGUCAUUCUGAAUAUUUCCUUUAUCAUUCCCAGUGGUGGGACGGAGAACCAGAGUCUUUAAUAAUAUGUUACAGAAUACUUCAGAGAGUUUUUACACUCUAAUACAAAGGACAUAAAAUGUGUCAGGUACAAAAAGCACAAUGCAUAAAGAAAGUGAGAGAUGGUCUUAUACCUAGGGAAAAAAUCCUGUUCAUUUUAGGCAACGUGUGCAUUAAAAUUAAAGGUCAAAUAACUUUUACUAUAAAUAUUAAACCAUGUUCCAAUUCCAUAAUUAACACAGUACUUAACAUAAGAGAAGUAAACAAAUGUUAAACAUUAUCCAAGUGUAUGUGUAUAUAGACAAAUAUAUUUAUAUAUAUAUAUAUAUGCAUAUGUGUUUAUAUACACAUUAUAUAAAUACACAUUCAUAUGUUGGUGUGUUAAAGGAAUAAGCUAAUAACAGUUUUGUUUCUAUCAUCACCCAGAGUAUGAAUAAUUUUUUGAGAAAACAAAUUAAUGUAUUAAAAAAAUCUUACUAUACAGGGUAACUGGGCAUUUCUAUAUCAGCAGAUCAAUGCAUAUAAUUCUUAUGAAGCAUUGCACAGUUUGACAUUUAUGAUAUACUGUACCUCCUCGCAUCUGAAAUUAGUCUAGGCCUCACAUUGCUUGCCUAUUUCUUCUCUUUUUUUUUUAAUAACACUGUCCACUAGUAACUUUUCAAUAACAAAAACAUCCUAUUGAUACCAAGAAAAAAAAAAGCAAAAAUAUUAAAUAUUUAUAGAAAAAAUAACCUAGGGUGGGGAAUGGCCAGGGUACAAUAUUAUAAUAGCAGUGAUCAUAACAUUUUGCUAUGUGUAUAUAGAACAUACAAUGUGAGCAACCAUGAUUUAAGCUGAACUUGUGUAAAUAUUAUCAGAUUUCUUAAACAUUUUUAACUUCUAAUUUGUACUUUAUGGUAAGGCAAAAAGCUGAUUCUAUUUAUGGUUUAGGUUAAUGUGUCCUAAAAUUAUGUAAAUAACUAAAUAAGCUGUAAAUGAGCAGUCAAUAGAUACAGUAAUUGUUUAGUGACUUUUUUUUUAACUAAGUACAAUAAUUGCAGUGCUCUAGCAGAGUAAUUUAAACACCCUUUUGCAUAAACAGAUUUGGAUUUGAGAUACAAGUUUUAAUACAAAAAUUCAAGGAAAGUACUGUAGUGUAAAAUAGUCAUUGCAACAAUGUUACUGCUUGCAUAACAGGUUAUUUUUGUAUAGGUAAAAAAUUAAAGCAACAGAAGAUUGUAGUUCAGUACUCAGAUCAACAUUCAAAUUGUAGAACCUGAUUCCCUUUUACACCACUUUGGCCAGUGCAGUAAAGGGAUAUUAGUGGAAAGGAGUAUCCAGUCUAUAAGGAUUUCACUACAGAAAUCCCGUCUACUGCAUCUGUUCCUGAAAUCUGUCUCUCUUAUGAUAUAUAUUAGUAGACUUUAAAAUAAAAACAUGUUUGACCGUCAUUAGCUAGCAUAGUCCCCCAAAGCCAAAGAACAUUCACUCCAGAAAUGGUUUUAAAAGGGAAAACUAGUAAGUCACUGCUUAACACCAAAGGUAAAGUUCAACAAAAUGCACUAGGAACUGUGUCAAAAUUUUUCAGGAGCAAAUGGAAUGUUAAUCAAAACCAUUGCCCUAGUCUACUUUGUAAAAAUAACAACACUUUAAAUAUCCAUUAAUUAAUUCUAAAUUGAAAUAGAUCAUCUCUGCAAGUAUAUGCAAGACACACAUUUAUAUGUAUCAAAUGAUUAUUUUUUUUAGUAAAUGCUUUGACAGUGAAUAUGAAAUGUUGGAAAUCUUAGCUAUACUGUCAUACUAUUUUUUUUAAUGUUUCUCUCAGCCAUGAGGUCAUCUAUUCCAAUUUGAUAAACAUUUUGUAUGUUUGCACUGUUACUGCCAUUUGACAAAUAUUCACCAGGCUUUAUUGGUUAUGGUCCAUUGUAUGGAUUGAGUUAAAGAUCAUGUGAACAUUUGAAACAUAAGUAAUUCUAACAAGCUGACUAUAAUUUGACUUCCUUCACAUUUUUAUUUGCAUGGGUGUUUAAAUGGUUCUGUUAGUACUGUCUUUGCACAGUUCUGAUUUAUCUCUUUUUUACUUAGUACUAUUUACUUCAUAAUGUAGUAAUCAUCAGCCUUACUAAUGACCUUGUAGCCUUUCUUAUAUGCACAUAAUGCACAUUUUUCAAUGGCUAGAAAAUGCAAAAUACUAGUGGAUAUCAUUGCAUCAGAUCUUCAUGUCUUUCUCAAAAGGACUGCUAACCUCUGGGAUAAAUGAGGUAGUAAAAUGAUGAUUGUAAAUGAGUAGCACAUAAGAGAUAUUUUCUUGAAUUUAAACUUAUUGCAGCCAGUUUCAGCAUGUAAAUAUACAAUAAUAAUGUUGGCUAGUGUGUAAUUCUUGAACUAAAAAAAAAUAAAGAAAACCUACCAGAA